AUGUCCGCCCCCGCCGAGCCCGGACACUCGCCCGGCUUCAAGAAGCCGCCGGCGCUGCUGCGGCUGAAGCGCAAACGCCCUGGGCGGAGGGUCGAUCCCGCCGCCGCUGCGGAAGCCGCUGCUGCUCCGGCCCCGCGGGGCCCCUGUGGAGCCGCCCGCCGCCGCAACCCCUUCUCCAGCCUGGACAACGCUCCGCAGCGGGCGGCCGCCCCUCAGCCCCCGGCAGCGGCCCCGGCGGGCGGGGAUCCAUCGGCAGCGCCCUUCUGGCAGUUUUUAGAGCCGACCUGUGAAGAGAAGCCCCCCAGGAGAGUGGAGCCUGCUGAAAGUUCUGGCAUCCUCACCCUAAGCCAGGACCUUCAUUCACCUCUUGCUGUACCCAAAGCUCCCUCCUCGCCAAGACAGGAAUUCCCUGCAGACUGGAGUAUUAAAACACGGGUUCUCUUCGUGUCCUCCCAACCCUUCACCUGGGCAGAACACCUGAAAGCACAGGAGGAAGCGCAGGGAUUUGCUCAGCACUGCAGAGCUACAGAAACCACCUUGCCCCGGAGCGUGCAGGAGCCGCGGCUGUGCACGGAGCUGCGCUGUGCCUUCCAGCAGAGCCUCGUGUACUGGCUGCACCCCUCGCUGCCCUGGCUGCCGCUGUUCCCCCGCCUCGGGGCAGACAGGAGGAUGGCUGGGAAGGCCUGUCCUUGGGCACAGGACGAGGCCUUGCAGCAAGUGCUCAUGAGUGACUGGUCCGUGAGCUUCACCUCUCUGUACAACCUGCUGCGGGCCCGGCUCUGUCCCUAUUUCUACGUGUGUGCAGCGCAGUUCUCAGUGCUGUUCCGCGCUGCGGGGCUGGCGGGCAGCGCCGUCCCCACCGCCGCCAUCGCCCCCACCACGCGCGGCCUCCGCGAGGCCAUGAGGAGCGAGGGCAUAGAGUUCUCCUUACCUUUGCUCGAGGAAAGUAGAACCAGGAAACAGAAAAACCCGGAGAGUUUGGAAACAGAAACAGCCUCGGGCCUCGGAGAGGGCAGCGCUGUGGAGGAUGCGGGUAAGUUCCGAUGCUGUGCAGUGCUGGAAUUCAAGGGCGCUCCAGGCUCCUGCACAGUCCAUUUGGAAAACCUUCCUCAGAGGCACUGCCCUCCUAACACUGACUGUGUCUCCAGGGAACCUGCUCCCAGCGAUGAUGAUGAUGACGGAAGUUUCUCUUGGCUUGAGGAGAUGGGAGUCCAAGACAAGGUGAAGAAACCAGAUACUAUUUCUAUCCAACUGCGCAAGGAGAAGCACGAGGUGCAGGUGGAUCACAGACCGGAGUCGCUGGUGCUGGUGAGAGGCAGCAACACCUUCACACUGCUGAACUUCCUGAUCAGCUGCCGCAGCCUGGUGGCCGUGGCGGGCCCGCAGGCGGGGCUGCCCCCGACGCUGCUGGCCCCGGUGGCUUUCCGGGGCGGGACCCUGCAGACGCUCAAGGCUCGGACUGUCAGCGGCCGUGCCCGGGUGCAGGGGGGCUUUGAGGAUGUGUUCAGCCUGGAGCUUCUGGGGCCCGUCCUGCCUCACACCCUGCACGCCCUGACGCUGCUGCUGGGCCCGGCACAGCGCGGCUCCUUCCGUGCCCUGCUCAGCCCCCACGAGCCCAGCGCCGCCUUCAACACCUGCCCGGCCCCACCCCAGGAAGAUGUGCCCCAGGACCUCCCUGCCUGCGGCCUGCAUCCCAAGACUUUGGAGCAGCUGAGUCAGUGUCCAACCCUGGGAAAAUCGUCCCUCCACUUGCUGGAAAUGAAGGAUUACUGCUACACCUGGAAGGCCUAAGGAACACCGGACCCUGGAGCACAAUGCUCCUUCCCAGGGCUGCAGGUGCUGAGCUUGGGGCAGGGCAGGAGGGACACGAGCGUGUCGCACAUCCCUCGCAACUGCUGCACAUCAGCACUUCCAAGGGCUGUGAAAGAAAGGAGGGGAAAGGCUAUGGACAUCUUUUUUUAUUGUAGAAGGUGUUUUUUAAAUAAA
This is a messenger RNA of Pseudopodoces humilis (Tibetan ground-tit), 1986 nucleotides long. NCBI's taxonomy places the organism in Eukaryota, Metazoa, Chordata, Aves, Passeriformes, Paridae. The record is from RefSeq and is a predicted model, not a curated record.